Parathielavia appendiculata is the source of this 873-nucleotide messenger RNA. RefSeq lists its product as uncharacterized. The record is from RefSeq and is a predicted model, not a curated record. The transcript has 5 exons. NCBI's taxonomy places the organism in Eukaryota, Fungi, Ascomycota, Sordariomycetes, Sordariales, Chaetomiaceae. The coding region runs from base 1 to 873 and encodes 290 amino acids. Gene Ontology annotation, molecular function: acetylpyruvate hydrolase activity.
AUGUCCUUCGAUCGCCUCGUCCGAUUCGUGCCCAAGGGCGACGACAGCAAGAUCCUCGUCGGCGAGCCCUCCGAUAGUUCCGUUGACGUCGGCGCUGCCGUUCGCAAGGGCGAGGAUGUCCAGGUCAAGGUGUACAGCGGCAAGUCGGUCCUGAACGCCGGGUCGCCGACGGGCGAGACUGCCGUGAUCGGCCGCAUCCUGUCGCCUCUGGCACAGGAGGAGGUCGGCACCAUUCGCUGCAUCGGGCUGAAUUACAAGCAGCACGCCCAGGAAGCGAUGAUGGCCCUCCCCGAUAUCCCCACCGUUUUUCUUAAACCCUCGACCUCCCUCGCAGACCCCUACCCCGCGCCGACCAUCAUCCCCAAGCACACCAUCGCUUCGAACUCGGCCGACUACGAGUCCGAACUGGCGGUCAUCAUCGGCAAGGAGGCCAAAAACGUCUCGGAAGCCGACGCGCUCGACUACGUGCUGGGAUACACGGCCAGCAACGACAUCUCGAGCCGGUCGGCGCAGUUUGCGCAGUCGCAGUGGUGCUACUCAAAAGGCUUCGACGGCGCGUGCCCGAUCGGCCCUGUCCUGGUCAACAAAACGCUCGUGCCGGACGUCGGAGCGCUCAAGAUGAGGGGGCUGAAGAAUGGGAAGGUGGUGCAGGAGAGCCCAUUGACGGACCUCAUCUUCUCGGUCCCGAAGAUCGUCAGCUUCCUCUCGCAGGGCACGACGCUGCCCAAGGGCACUGUUAUCAUCACGGGCACGCCGGCCGGUGUUGGGUUUGCGCACAAACCGCAGGAGUUGCUGCAUGAUGGGGAUGAGUUCGUUGUUGAAAUCCUCCCGCACAUUGGCAGUCUGUACAAUGUGAUGCAGAACGAGAAAUGA